AAACUGGUGCGACAACUGGUGGACCUAUUCCUGGACAUGGAGAAGAAGACGGGACAUGAGGUGCAGUUGUGCGAGGAGUGCAUCGAUUGGGCCAAACAGGAGAAGCGCACGUUUCUGAGGCAAUCACUGGAGGCCCGACUCAUAGCCCUCUUCUACGACACCCAACAGUACGACAGAGCACUCCAUUUGGGCGCUGAACUGCUCCGCGAACUCAAGAAGAUGGACGACAAGAACCUGUUGGUUGAGGUGCAGCUCUUGGAGUCGAAGACAUACCACGCCCUCUCGAACCUCCCGCGCGCCAGGGCUGCCCUCACCAGCGCCCGCACCACUGCCAAUGCCAUCUACUGUCCGCCCAAAAUGCAGGCGGCGCUCGACCUCCAGUCAGGCAUUCUUCACGCGGCCGACGAACGAGACUUCAAGACUGCCUUCUCUUACUAUUACGAGGCCUUCGAGGGAUACGAUUCCGUCGACUCCCCAAAGGCCGUCAUUGCUCUCAAAUAUAUGUUACUCUCGAAGAUUAUGCUUAACAUGGCUGAAGACGUACAGUCCAUAACGAUGGGUAAGCUAGCGCUCAAACACGCCGGUAAAGACAUCGAUGCUCUCAAAGCGAUAGCCAACGCCAGCCACAAGAGGUCUUUGGCUGACUUCCAGGAGGCGCUCAAGACUUACGAGAAGGAGUUAGUCGACGACCCCAUCAUUAACGCCCACUUAAAGUCAUUGUAUGACAAUAUGUUGGAGCAGAACCUGUGCCGCAUUAUUGAGCCCUACUCUCGAGUACAGGUGUCCCACAUCUCAGGUCUAAUCAAAUUGUCGGUCGAUAUGGUGGAGAAGAAGUUAUCGCAAAUGAUUUUGGACAAGAAGUUCAGCGGAAUCCUAGACCAGGGCGAGGGCGUACUCAUCAUCUUCGAGGACACCCCUCACGACAAGACCUACGAGUCAGCCUUAGAGACGCUGCAAAACAUGGGAAAAGUAGUCGACUCUCUCUAUCAAAAGGCCAAAAAGCUGUCCUAAUGUCUCGGACCAGCAUUUUAAGAGUUUUUUUUGUUUAUAUUUCAUUCGAGCGAUUGUUUUAUUAAAUUAACAUCUUUUGAAAGCUGAUUAAAAUUUUCUAUCGAAAUAUGAGAAUAAAAUUAACAUUUAUUUAGUAUUAAUA
Oppiella nova is the source of this 1153-nucleotide messenger RNA. Lineage: Eukaryota; Metazoa; Arthropoda; Arachnida; Sarcoptiformes; Oppiidae. The record is from the annotation of a GenBank genome assembly.